Messenger RNA from Huiozyma naganishii CBS 8797, 1611 nucleotides. It is a transcript of the gene FET4, whose product is annotated as Fet4p. The coding region runs from base 1 to 1611 and encodes 536 amino acids. The record is from RefSeq and is a predicted model, not a curated record. The transcript has a single exon. Gene Ontology annotation, biological process: transmembrane transport. Lineage: Eukaryota; Fungi; Ascomycota; Saccharomycetes; Saccharomycetales; Saccharomycetaceae.
AUGGGCAGAGUUGGGAAGUUUUUUGGGAAUCCAGGCAAGAGACCAGACCUGCACCACCAGGCACCCUUGUUCAGUAAAGGCACAGACGGCGAUGCUGCGUCUCUUUGCUCUGUGGAGACAGCUGCUGUCGUCGGGGUGCCCGAGAAGAAGGAUGCGGCAGAUGCAGUGGUGGACACUACGUCGCUGAGCGACACGUCCACGGCGAUUGAGUUGGCAGAUGUCAAUUUGCAGAGGGACGGGUGCAUCGAUGUCUCCAUUGGGUUCACUGGGCUGCACAAGACGUGGUUCGACAAGUCGCUGGACUGGCUGGUCUACUGGGCUGGGUCUCAGAUCGUGUUUAUCGCCAUGUGGGCGGUUUUGGUAUGCUGGGUCGUUGUCGGGGCCGUGUACGGGGCACCCUUCAAUUGGCAGGUGGUCAUGCAGGACGGUCAGUCUAUUCAGUGCUACGUGUGGGAUACACUCCUCAUGAGACAGCAACUGAUGUCGACACACGAACAGAUCAUGGUGUGCUCGCAAUUGAGGUCCAGACUCGCUUCCUUCAAGUACUUCCUGCUGAAGGAUCCGCAGGUCGGCGGGUCUACCCUACAGCACAAGGGGGCCUCCGCGGAUGACGAACACAGCGCGGGGGACUUGCCCAUCGAGAACUGGUACGACAGGGUGUCCUCGUGCGCCUCUGCUGUGCUCGGGUCCGUCCCAGCAAUGGUCGUUUACUGGAUCGGCAUAUUCGUGUGGAUAGGUUGUGGGGCAUUGCCCCAGGGUGGGCAAAAAUUCGCAGAUGACUGGCAGAUGGAGAUCAACACCGCAGUGGCCGUCUCUUUACUCAUCAAUUCCACCUUCUUACAGAAUAUCCGUGCUCGUCACGAUAAAUUCAUCGCUAAGUGCAUGUUACAAAUCAUGGACUUGGAUUACAACAUCGACUCGUGUUUGAGGGACCACUACCCCUGCGAACGCAACAGGGCGAAUAAAGUGAUCACGGUCCAUGAGAGAAAGAGGACCUGGGGUUGGAAAGUCAUCGACUGGUACGCGGACGUCAUCGGCACAGGGAUCGGGGUCAUCAUCGCCAUCAUCGCGUUCGGCGUGUGGAUCGGCAUAGGGACACCGCUCCAUUGGGACGACAACUGGUGGCUCAUCAUCGGGACGUACACGGGGCUCGUCGGGUUCCUCGAUGGGUUCGUCAUCAGAGAGGUGUACUACCGUAUCGUGCAACACGAGGAGGAGAACUUCGCUAAAUUGGCAGACGAGGAUUUGGAGUUGUUCCAACAGAUUGGGCUGGAGUGCCCGGAACAGUACCGAGAGACACCGAAGCACAAGAGAACGCUCAACUACAGGAUCAGCAGUUUCGUCAACAGAGCCUGCUCCAACCAGUGGUCAGUGCUCGUCUCCGUGCUGAUCAUCAUCGCACUGAUCUGCAUCGCAUCAGGGAUGAAGUGGAGCACAACGGGGCAACUGAUCGCAAACACUCCCACCAUGAUCAUCGAGGAGUUCUUCCUCAUCGUGCUCCUGCAAGCGCACAACUGGGCAGACAUGCAGCGCAGAAUAGAACUUUCCUCGCUCUUGGGCAGAAGACGCAUCUUACUAGACUACGUCUCAUCCCGCUACACCAAGAACUAG